Molecule: messenger RNA, 963 nt
Organism: Pyrenophora tritici-repentis Pt-1C-BFP
Lineage: Eukaryota; Fungi; Ascomycota; Dothideomycetes; Pleosporales; Pleosporaceae
Source: RefSeq, a predicted model, not a curated record
AUGGUCUUCUUCAUGGCAACCGAACGCGCUGUCCACUAUGGCACAGAAGUAUUGAGGGAUCAGGAACUUAUUGACUACAUGGCCGAACGCUCCUAUUUUCCAGGGUCCGAAAAGGAAAUGGACGAGGGUGUGGUGAAAAGAUUAGGCGAGGUCGCACGACGGUCGUUGCGCAGGGUGCGCUUCAAGCUGUGCGGAAUGGUCAAGUCAGAUCCUCCACUGGAUAUUUUCAGGAAAAAGUCUUUGGGACCAGACGAUCUACUGGACCUAUGCCGCCCGCUAUCCGAUCGCACCAAACAGAUACUCGAGAUCAACGAAGAAGAUCACGGCAAAGCUAUCAUGGUUUUCACAGUUGUCACGGUCAUAUUCUUACCCUUGUCGUUUGCGACAAGUUACUUUGGUAUGAACACAUCAGACAUACGAGACAUGGAUCAGACCCAAACUCUCUUCUGGAGCGUUGCAAUCCCACUGACCGUCCUGACUGUCGGCGGAUGUAUGCUCAUCGGAUACAACGGAGUUGAGUUACUAGACGGAAUCUCGUCGUUUCUCCGCAUGGUGUCAGGCAAGCAAAAGGAGAGUCCCGACGCCGGUGUAGGCGUCUCUCGCCGCAAACCUCCACCCAAUCUCCAAUUCGACACGACAAACACACAGGAGUUGACCAACCUUGACGAAGCCGAAUUCGCGAACCCGCGGCCAAGUGGAUGUGAUGAGACUAUGGAAGACAUACAAGCUAACAAAGACUACGCCUCUAUUCGCAAGAAGAUACCGGCUGCGAACUUCUCGCAUGAACGCAAUGGAUUGCCACCAUUGCCACCCCGAAUUGACAUUGUACCUGGCACUAUGGGGGCUGGCUGGGAUAAACAAGAUGCCUGGUACGAUAUGAAGGAGAAGGAAUUAUGGCAGCGCAACAGAAGAAGUCAUCGUAAGGUGGAUAACAACUACUACGAAAAUUACGGACGUUACUGA